Molecule: messenger RNA, 2750 nt
Organism: Spodoptera exigua (beet armyworm)
Lineage: Eukaryota; Metazoa; Arthropoda; Insecta; Lepidoptera; Noctuidae
Source: the annotation of a GenBank genome assembly
CAACGGGAAAAUAACUUCAGCUUUGCUGGAAAAUGUCAUUCGCCUUGUAUGCAUUUUGUUUUUCUUUUGUAAUAAAUAUUAAUUGGCUUGCUAAAAACAAGUAAUGAUAAAAAAUUGGUUCAUCCUUUCAGACAAUUGUUCGUAUAGCUAAGCGUAAUGUAGAGUUAGAAAAUAAUAAUAAAUAGAGGAAAAAUUGGAUGUGUUAGAGAAAUGGCCGAAACGAGUACAAUGAACUCCGAUAAUAAAGUGGAGCAGAACGAGGAGAAACAAGACAUGGAGGUCAUUAAGACCGAGACGGAAGUGCAGGUGAAGCACGAGCAGUUGGAAUGUAUAACUUGUACGACUCGCAGCCACGACUGUGUAGAUAUUUACUCCUCGAGAACCGUCGCGUCCGGUGCCAAGCUCAGCACCUUCUUGCACAAGUACACGCAGAUUGACAUUUCCAGCCUGCCGGCCUGCUCCAAGUAUAUGUGUAAGACCUGUUAUGAUCUCAUCAACGUACUUGAGCAGGCCGAGUUAGAAUACUUCAAGUUAAAGGAAACAUUUGAAGCUAUCGUUAGCAAAAACCCAUUGUUCGAGACACACGGAGCCCAACCGAUUAAGUUGACCACGGUAAAAGCUGAGUUCGCAUGUGAUGACGAUGAUGAUGACUAUGUAUGCGACAAUCUGGAUGAAGAUGAUUCAGAUGAUGAACCACUGGCGACACAGAGCAAACGAAAGAGAUAUAAACUUGAAAAGAAAAAGAAGAAAAUGUCUUCAAACAAGCGCAAAAGUAAAGCUAACAGUGACAGCUGGAAAUGUGAUGAGUGUGGAAUGAAGGGUACUUCCAAUGGGGAUGUAGGGCUGGCAGCACACAAGUUGGCUGUACACACAUUGGAAGACACCGCUACUGUUCUUCCUGAGGUCAAGAUUGAAAACUCUGCUGAAGGAUCACAAAGUCCUCUAUAUAACAAUGGCUACGGGAACUGCCUCAAAAUGGAGAUGGAUAAUAGUGAUGACUAUAGUUUAGCCGUUGAGGACCUCAGCAAUGAUACGCAACCUGUCAAGAAGAAACCACUUGGCCGUCCAGUCAAGACAAAAAUGAAAACAGGACAAUCCAGAAAUAAAAAGGUUAAAGUUGUGCAUCAGUGUGACCAGUGUGAUGCUAAAUAUUCUUCAUUAGCUCGACUGGAGCAACACAAACAGAAGCACGACGGGUCGAAGCCCCCGUACAUCUGUGAGGUCUGCGGGGCACACUACAAGCACAAGCGGGCCUGCGACAUACACAUCGCAUUACAUAAAGGUAUCAGUGAUUGGAAAUGUGAAGAGUGCAAUAAGUUGUUCCCGUCCAAGAACGCGCUGCAGAGGCAUAACAAUAUACACACGGGCAAACUGAACUACCAGUGCGACCUGUGCGGCAAGUCGUUCAUCCACACGUCGUCGUUCAAGAUGCACAAGCUGUCGCACUCGGGGCUGAAGCCGCACGCGUGCGACGUGUGCGGGCUGGCCCUCAUGACGCGCUCGCACCUCAAGCGCCACAAGCGCGUGCACAGCGGGGAGAAGCGCCACGAGUGCCCCGUCUGCGGCAAGCGCUUCUCCGAGCGGUACAACCUCGCCGCCCACUCCAAGUCACACGACGCCGCCGGGGACCAGCCCGCGCUGCCGCGCCGCCAUCUCUUCCGCUGCCCCUACUGCCCCGAGAGGUUCGAACGACGGUACAUGUUGGAGCGCCACGCGUCGUGUGCCCACGGCCGUACACUGGAGCGUCCGCCGCCGACGCCGCGCAACACGAUGAGCAAACUGCUCAAGGCGCAGGCGCAGCGCGCCCUGCCGCACCACGCGCCCAGCGCACCCACACUCGCCAACGGACAGAAUGCCGACACGAAAGACGAUCGAAGUUCAGAUUCCCGGACCACACCCAUCACACCACAGAAACUUAUCGCACAAUUAUCAUCCUCUAGCUCAGUAGUGCAGGGCGCGUGGGGCAGCUCGUACGCAGCGGAGUUCCUGCGCCACGAGUACCCACACUGACGCCUGUCUCCCCCCACACACGUCACACACACACGUACAUCACGCUCACAUCACAUCUGUAUAGAAACAUUCAACAGGUGUCAUCAGAUACAUGAAACCCUCUUAGAGGCGGAUUGACCCUAUUGACGUCCCUUAGCAGUCACCUCAUAAGGACUUCUUCUUUAUUCUUUAGAGAUUCCUAUAUACAAUGAUAUCAUUUGAAAUAAAGUGCAAUAAAUAUUCUAGUAAAACCAAUAAUUUGGAAAAAUAUCUACAAAUAACAAGAACUGUUGCUUUCAGGAGUCAUUGCUUUUAUCUGGACUAUUUUUACAGUUGCACAGAUAAUUAAUCAAACAUUGUGUAAAUGAUGACUGAUAGAAUCUCCUAGGUAAUGACUAAUGACUAUUAUGAACAAUAUUGACAUAACUAGAACAAAUGAAAUAAUUAAAGAAUCUUCCAUUUAACUCAAGUCUUGCAUUAAAUGAAUAAUAUCCAAAUGUAAAUACUUAGUAUAGUCAACCUAAACACAAUUAGACUAGAGAAAUAUUAUUUACUUUAAGAUAUUAUAUUGUAAAAAUAUUAUACAUAUACUGUUAAAGUAGGUAUACUGUACAAUAAUGUUAUAAAAAUAUUUUUAUACUAAACACAACACACCCCUGGAUUAGUUUCGUAUAAGCAAAAAAUUGUAUUGUCAUUUGAUUUACUUUAUUAACUAAGCAUUUGUAUUAUAUUUAAUGAAUAUACUUACUUACAGUUAAUUG